GUGAAGGAGUCUGUGGGUCUCAUGUGUGUGUGUGUCUGUGUGUGAAAAGGAGAGAGGGAGGGAGUGAAAGAAAGAGCGGUGGCUCUGUAUAAGGGAAAGAAAGCAAUUUCUCCUGCUCUGCAGCUUCUGUUCAGAACAUCAACACCUUUGAGAACAGAAUGUUAAUGCUUGAUGGGAUGCCGGCAGUCAGAGUCAAAACAGAGCUGUUGGAAUCAGAACAAGGGACUCAGCCAUGCUUGUAAAGAAAUCUCUACCACAACUAAGAGGUCUCUAGAGGGAAUGGAGCCAAAAUGUAAUUGUAAGUCUCCAAAUAGCCACAGUUACCCAGAUAUGGAAUCGGUUCCCCUCUUGCUAAAUAACAUGAAGGCGGAGCACCCAGAGGACUCUUUGUCUACAGACCAUUUCCAAACACAAACUGAGCCAGUGGACCUGUCGAUAAACAAAGCCAGGACAUCCCCCAGCGCCGUCUCGCCUUCCCCGGUUUCCAUGACAGCCUCGGCCGCCUCACCCUCGUCCACUUCAACUUCCUCGUCGUCGUCUUCUAGUCGCCCAGCCUCAUCCCCAACCGUCAUCACAUCGGUAUCUUCCGCGUCAUCCGCGCCGUCAGUGUUAACUCCGGGCCCGCUCGUGGCGUCCGCUUCUGGGGUCGGAGGUCAGCAGUUUUUGCACAUCAUCCAUCCCGUCCCGCCUUCGAGCCCGAUGAAUUUACAGACUAACAAACUGAGUCACGUGCACCGCAUACCUGUGGUGGUGCAGUCGGUCCCUGUGGUGUACACGGCCGUGCGCUCACCGGGGAAUAUCAACAACACUAUAGUAGUGCCGCUGUUGGAGGACGGGAGAAGUCACGUCAAAGCACAAAUGGACCCUCGAGCCCUAUCUCCCAGAGAAAUUAAAAGUGACAGUGAUGAUGACGACCUGCCAAAUGUGACCUUAGAUAGCGUUAAUGAAACUGGAUCCACGGCCCUUUCCAUAGCCAGAGCCGUUCAAGAUUCGAUUUCACCAUUCAGUAUUGAGAGCACAAGGCGUCAGAGACGGUCGGAGUCCCCAGAUUCCAGGAAACGGCGCAUCCAUAGAUGUGACUUUGACGGCUGCAACAAGGUGUACACAAAAAGUUCUCAUCUGAAGGCACACAGGAGGACACACACAGGAGAAAAACCUUACAAGUGUACUUGGGAAGGCUGCACUUGGAAGUUUGCUCGCUCGGACGAACUGACGAGGCAUUACCGCAAACACACGGGAGUGAAGCCAUUCAAGUGUGUGGACUGCGAUCGCAGCUUUUCCCGAUCUGACCACUUGGCACUUCAUCGUCGGAGGCACAUGCUCGUCUGAGGCAACGCUACUACCUGAGUCCUUCCAAGUGUAAGAGCUGGGUCUCUGAGCUACCCCUAAUUCAGCAGGACUGAAUCCCCUUCACAGUGUUAACACAAAAGGGCAUCAUCAUCAUCCUCAUCACCAUCAUCCCACCGUGUCUGAUGGGAGAGCGAGGCUAGAAACGCCCCUCUCCUCCUCCCGUCUGCCUGAAGGUAACCCCAGCUCCAUGGCUGACAGAGCCGUCUUCAUGCUGGCCUGGGAGAUUAGGGACACAAAGGCUGAAAGGUCUGGCAUCGUUUUCCGUGCUGGGUCCUCUUCCAUUUGUAGAUGCUUAUGGCUUGUACAUUUUCUCAGCUGUUAGACAUUUUGUUAAUGCAGUUUAAAGAUCAGUUACCAUGAAUGGAUGGCAGAGAGCAAGCCCUUUAGGACUUGGACUGUUAUCCCAAAUUUCUUCUGAUGGGUUUUUUUAAUAACCUCCUAAGUAAUGUUGAAAAUCCACCUAAUCUAUGUUUUUGGCAAGCCGCUUAAAGUAGUAGAUGAGAAGAAUCUGAUGGAGAGGUCCAUCAAUGGAAAAUCAGCAGCAGGCAAGCAGACCAUUGCAGGAAAUGGUGGCAUGUAAAAAUCCCACAGAGCGUGGAUGUAUGCCCUGCCCUCUUAAAGAACCAACAUUUAAUCUUUCAUUUGUUUUGUCACCGGUCAUUUUUUGGUUUGCUUUGGUUUCACUGACUGUACAAGUGUGUAAACAAAGAGGCAGCCACAUUUCAGUGCAGCCCAAUUAUCUUAUGGUCUGUCUUGGACUAGUCUUGGAAGUGUGUCCUGGUUUGCAUAGGAAGAGUCUUUCUUGAAAACAACUACUGCCCUAAAGCCCAGUGCAGCUUUCUGCACUGCCCUCUUCUCUUCCCCCUCCCUCCCACCCCCAAAUGAGAGUCAUCUCUUCCAAAUCUCAAUAUUUGGUACAAGGAAUAAGGAAAAGAAACCUUCCUAGACACUCUGGCACCAGCAUAAAAGGUGUGUCUGUCCAGGCAAAGUCAGCGCCCAUGACAAAUCAGACAUAGCAGAGAUGGAAUUAAUGUGCCUCAUGAGGAGAAAAGCAAUAAUGAAUGAAAGGACUUUCCUCCCAGAAACUUCCUUGAGAACUCCCAUUACCAAGUCUCAUAGUUACAGAGUAAAAAUAGCCCUGUAGAUGUUUGGUUACAAUGACCAUGGAAGAGUAAGCUUUCUGUUUACUUGUCGUCCUUGGGUUGUGUUUCCCAGCUAAGGACUGUGAUUCCUCUUUGUUCUUUUAGUGCAUUGGUUUGGAUACUAGAAAUGCAAAGUAAUCAGGGCAGUUCUUCUUGGGAUCAGGCUAGUAAGGAAAGAUAUGCUCCCAGAGGAAUAAGUGCAAUGGUGCUAGUUUCUACACUAAGGGAGAUGAGAGUAGGAAAAUCUCUAGAAAUUUUCCCAUGGAGUUUUCUUUCAGGAAGUGAUUGAUCCCAAUGACUCCAUACCGGUCUCUACAGGAAUAUUCUACCCAACCUUUUUGUAUUCUGGAUAAAAGCAAAUUGCAUAGCUUCAUACACAAACCCCCAAAAUGACGAGCCAAUUUGUAUUCAAUAAAGUAUAUGAUAAAGCAAUAUUUCACUAACAUUUUUUCCUGAAAAAGUUAUUUAUUCAACUUAGUGUGGUUGUAGGGGCUUGGUGUGAUUUUUAUUUGUGAAGAUUUUUAUAGCAUGGUAAAAAGGUGUCCAGAAAGAUCUUUUGCAAUAUAUUUUCAUUAUGAACACUUUAUUUGGGAAUUGCACAGAUUAAAACCUCACAGUGUUUAUAGCUCAUUUUGAAAUGUCUGACCAGUGUGAAAUAACUUCUGAUUGCUAAAAUAACCUCAUCGGUGAGUGUUAAUUUGAAAAAUGAAAAUAGAUACAGGAUCUGUGAACAUUUAAACCAGUAAUAUCUAUCACAUCUAGUAUUAAAGGGUAUUUUAAUUCAAGGUAUUCAAGGAAUAGUUUAAGGUUUUUCAGGUUAAGAGCAUCGCCUCAGAAAUAUGUGCUUGAUAAAAUCUACCAGAUAGUUAAAGAAUCCAUUGAGAAAGAGUCCAUUCUAUACAAGGACGACUGCCAUGAAGACUAACUAAUAAAACAAGGGGACCGUGACUACUCUGAAAAUUUCCUGCAUUUAAGUAAAUACUACAUGUCUGCUCAAUGCCUAAACACAAAUCCUAGGUUUGGUUUGAUGGAAUUCAGUAUUUUGACAGUUCACUGAAGAGAAUCAGCGUGGGAAACCGAUUACUCCAAACUGAUUCUCUGCCCUAAAUAGGUACAUGAUGAGAGUCUGGGAUAAUGAGUGAUCUAAUGUAAUACUUGAAUGAGUGAUCUAAUGUAAUACUUGCCGCAGUGUGCAAGGAUAGCUAAUUGAUGUCUUCUCACUGAGAGGCAAAUUUUACAAAUUACAGGUUAAAUUCAUUCUGAGAACACCUAAAACUCAGUACAGAGCCAGGAUUGAAUUAAAGUCAUCCCAGAGGGAUCAACAUAUUGCUGAUAGAAAAAGGAAUAAAGAUGUAAGCAGGCGAACCCUUACAAGGUAUGUAAGACAGUCUUGGACCUAGAACCAUUAAACCUCCUCCUUCAAUAUGGCAUCAUCCCAGUAGCUAGAUCAAAAGGAGAAAAUAACUAGUGGACAUGUAACAGGAGCAUUUUAGUUGAACCGUAGGCGACUGGAAUUUUGUUUAGUCUGAUCUUAUCAAUAUCUGUCUCCCUGUCUAGACCACAAGCUCGUGAUAGUCAGGGAACAUGUCUGCUAAUUCUAUAGUUUUGUACUCUCUGAAGCACCUACUACAGUGAUCCGUACAUAGUUAGUGCUCAGUAAAUACUAUUGAUUUGGUAUGGCUCUUGGUACACUGCAAAUAAUGUUUAUAAAAGUGAAUGGUUUUAUAAAGUUGCUUGGUAGUAGAAGUGAGAGAGAGAGAGAAAGAGAGCAUAUGUGACGGAGAGGGAGAGAUGGGGGAGAGGGAGGAAAGGAGGGAUGGGAGAGAGAGAGAAAACAUACUUAUCCUUCCUUUCCUACUCCUGUUAUAGCUAUAGGAGGUACAGGGACCUAAUCCUCUCAUUUUGUGGUUUGUAAAUCUUGAUAACUUCAGUGGGAAUGGCAUUAGUGGAAAGGUUAGUGGAUUCAGUCAUUUAUGUUUUCAUUAAAUCUCUGUCCUUUUAAUUUGGUUUUAAACGUUUAGAGGAAGGACAGUUACACUUUCUCCUCUUGUUCGUAGAGGGUAGGUCUCCUUAUAGUUGGUCUUUGGUCCCCUUAAGCCUGGGUUCAGACAGAAAUCUUCAAAGACUUACACCGUGAAGACCAUAAAGCUAUUUCUGGCAUCCUCUUUAUAAAAUACUAUAGACCAUUUGUUUUUAAAAGAAGUUGAAUAACAAUGAGGUAAACCACAUCGUUUUUUUAAAAACAAGGGCACAUUUCUUAAUUCUCUAAAGUCUAAGGAAUAGGAAGAUGAUUGUUUGCAAAAGAAUGUACAAAAUGCAAAAUAUUGAAAGUGGCGGUCUCUAAGUUAUCUGAAGGGUCUCUGUCAAUCUGGUUGUAGUAGCACAAAAGGCUGGUAGGGUCUCCUUUUCUUAAAAAAAAAUUGAACUAUGCUGCACUUUGAACUCGGUUCAUUAAAUCUCAGUUUACACAGGGUCUACAGAUGCAGUACUUUUUAUUCUAGUCUUGAUUUAUUCCACUUACCAGAGGUGUAAUUGAAUCAGUCUGGUCUGAUGGGACCUUUAAUUGAAUUGCACACUCCUGCUCAUGUUUGUUCACUGUUGUCCUGGAAUAGUUUUAAGAGGAUAAUUUACCAAUCAGAAGAUUCAUUUAAAAUGUAUUUAGCAGAGUUUAAAAUACCAGCAUCUAUAGAGUCUGAAGAUUUAAUUCCAGAGUUUAAAGGGUUGGAAACACCUCCUGUGAUUCAUAAUCAGACACAAGCAGUGGUAUUUAUUGUGUGCUUACUGUGUUCAGAGUACCAUACAAAGUGCUUGAGAAAAUAUGGUAAUACAGAUUUAGUAAAUAUGUUCCUUUCCCACAGCAAGCUUCCAGACUUCAGGGAGCUUACAGUCUUUGGUUCACUGUGCAAUGACUACACCCGAGUGACCCAAUAAUGUUGUUUCUUAUUUUAGUGGGUAAAUUAUCUUCUUAUACAAGCUAUUACUUGAUCAAAAACCAUCCAUCUACUUCUUGAGAGUGGCUGCUUUCACUAGAUAUCUCUUUAUGGUUUACGAAGAGGACAUUAUGCUGUGUCUUCCAUAAUAUGGCCGAUCACCUUCUCUUUGUACAUCCCUUCCCUUUGCCUUCCAAACACUGUACUUCACGUGUAUACACCUACAGAAAUGUCUGUGUCUUUUGUGCUAUCAUGUCAAGAAUCGAAAAAAAAAGAAUUUGAUAAUAAUCCACACUGUCAGGGAAAAUGAUUUACCUAUUAGGAACUCAGCACAUAUUGCUACACAUCUCUUGACUUGCAUUUUUUAAUGUUCAUAAAAAUAAAACUCCUCUAUUUUCACAAUGCCAUUAAAAGUGUAAGUUUCAUAACCCAUGCCAAUCGUACGUUAUUCUGUUAAAUACUGAACGAUUUCAACGGAAAUUCAGAUUUUAGUAAAAAAAAAACAUUGGUAGACUACUGCAUCUUUAAAAAUAGAAUGAAGGUAUUUUACUAAACUUUUAGCAAUUGAAAUAUUCUGUAAUAUACGUGAUAGUGGAAAAGUAUUUUCAAGCUCACAGUUUUACACAGGUUGUAAAUAGUUUAAUGAAGUACGUUUUUUAAAAGGUUUUAGUUUUCAUCAUACAAAAUGUGUUCGGAUAGACUUUGUAAAUCUUCCAAAUAAUUAAUAUUGCUUUGGAACGCCACUGAUCCACUUGGUCAGAGCAUGUUCUGUUUGCCCCAGAUGGAGUGGCCCUCUCAUCUCCAUGUAUCUAACAUGGUAUCAAAUACAGUGAAUCAUUCUGAGUCCCGGGAAACGGAUCCCAAAUGUAAAAUUCCCUGGUCUCACCAAGGCAAAACAGCUGGAAAGGUGUUUCGAAUCAUUUUCUUUCUCCCUCAGCCCAAACGCUUCUUCAUGAAAAGAUUAUUCUGUUAGAACCGGUGGUCUUUUGACUAAUUCCAGAGGGAGUUGUAGAUCUUUUAGGUAUGGAGACAUGUCAGUGGUUGGUGCAGUUUGGGAUGGUUGGGUUGGAGUAUUCCGAAAACACGCUUACAGCAGCUCUGCCUAAGAUAACGCCAGUCCUCUGAAUUGAAUUAGAAACUGAAAGUGCCUGAUCAUGUACACUACAGCUGAUGGGAUGUUCCGAUACUUUUAAACAGCAAUAAUUAUAAUUACAAUUCAAUUAAUCAGUCAUUUUUGCAAUAAUUACAUCUAAAAAAACCCAAACCUGCUUUGCCCUUUAUGCAUCCUGAUCCGUUGGCAGUUUUUUUUCUUAAUUCAAUCCUUCAUGCACGACAACAGGGUUUAAAAGUCAAUCAACUUGCAGCUGAGCUGUGAACAUAUUUUACACUGCAUACCUCAGUUCCAAAUUGUAGAUGAAGUUUCUCAUACUUUUUCACCCUUGAUUCAUGAAUAACCUCCAGGAGUUACCUAAGAUUUUUCUCAGUGAAACAUAGCCCUGAAAAUAACAAUAAGCAUAGCUUAUCUCGCCAGAUGUAUGCGAAUAGUAGGACUAGCGCAAAGUUUCAUUUUCGUGUAAAUUCUUGUUGAAUCCAGUCCACUAACUUUGAGCUAUUGAAUGUAAAUAUCCAUGUCUCUUGCUGUUGUUGUUUUUAUCUGUUUCACCCAAUGAAUGAACUUUUGACUGAGCGUUCUCAAAAUCUUUACAGGAUUUUUUAGGGAAUCUAAAAGAUUAGUAGGGCUAUCUGUAGUGCUUAAAUCAUCAUCUCAGUCGGCUAAGGGUUUUGGGCGUUCCUGUAAAUGAUGCCAGUGACAACAGGAGAAAAGCUUAAUCUCAUGAAAAUGGACACUCUUAUGUCAAUCAAGAACAGGAAGGGUUCUUUCAAUAUGGGCGGUUGUCCUCCUGUUUAAAGAUGAAUCUUCUUUAAGCUGUUCAUUUCCAGAACUGGCGAACAGUAGCAGCACAGCCAAUAAAGAAUGUAUUGCACAGUUCAUGGGGAAUUUGAGAAGCAGUAACAUUUAGGUAACAAAAAAAAUGAUAUUGGUUCUUUUCAGAUUUCUUACUUCCCUAAGGAGUAUUCUAAAGGUUUUACUAAAGAACAGUGGCAUUCACAUAGUAGAUUAAUUUAGCUAAAAACAGGUCAAAUAAGAACUUCUUUUUGGAGGGGGGCGUUGGCUUGGGUUUCUUUUUUGUUUUUAGGGUUUUUUGUGUUUUUUUAAUGCACAAGAUUUCUGACAGAAUGUUGAUUCAUUGAUGUGCCUAAUGGACUUUGAAAACAUUGCAAGUCUGUCAUUUUUCAUAUCGUUUCUGUUUCUGAAAAUGAAUCCCCUGACUUACGAUCUGUCUUCCUUGAUACUUGGCUAAGAGAGGAGAAAAGCCUGUAUGAACAAAUUCCCUUCCAUGCUGAAACGAAACAUUCUGUGUGCAAAAUCUACUGUAGACUGGGAUACUUCUCAGAUAAUUGGGCUUCUCAGGCAAUAAUUUCUCAACCUUUAAACCACAAACUGAAAUGAGUGGAAAAAUGAUGCGUCGUGAAAAGUCACAAUAUUUUUUCCAUCCUAGUGUUCGUCUCAAGAUGUGAAGAGUGUAUGAGACAUCAGACCCUGUGUUUUGUGUUAAUACCCCGAAAAAUUGAUUUGCUGUGUGCUUUAGUUGGAUCUUGCCAUUUCCAAUGAGUGCAGUUUUAGACUUUUAAAGAAAUGCGUGUUCCACAGGGGACAUCUGUCUUCUAGCAGGGCAAACGGUAGAGGGUGAGAAAGGAAUAAUGUUUUGGGGAUACCAAAAUCCUUCAUUACAUAUUUCUUUCUCUAAAAGAAAUGCUAUACAAUUCAUGCUGAAAGUUUUGGUACACAGUUUUAUUGCUAGGUUCCUUCUGUAGCAGCAAGGGCGCUAUGUUCCCAUAAUCAGAUAAUGAUGUAAAUUGAAUUAUUCUACCUUAGCCUGUUAAGUGCAUGGUCUUGUCCUGGAUCACUAGUGUCUGUAUUCAAGAGUCUCUCCUGUCGACUCCACUCCAACACUAUUCAAAGCUCAUUCUGCUAGAAACCUCAUAGAAAUACAAUUACCAUCAAAAGGGACUAUGAAUGCUUUUUAUUCAUUUGUCCAUGUCUAACUGGAAUGCAUUGCAUCACAGUGAGGAGUGCCUGAAUGAUGUGAGGUAAACAUUUACACAGCCAGCUCUAAAAACAACGUUGGAUAUUAUACCCCACUUGAUCCAAACACAAUUGCGGGAAUCAUAAAAGGCUCCUUGCUAAAAAAAAACUCCCAAAAAACAAAAGAAACCAAUUGAAUUUGGAUGUCUACAACAGAACAUCCUCACGAUCGUCUGUUGUGAAAAAAAUAACCAGACUAGACCACAUAUAAGAUGCCCACCUGCCUCUCAAAAUGACAUACCUAUCAUUAGAAGUAGUCUAGACACUGUUCUUUAUAUGUGGUAAAGUUGAUUCAAAGGUAGUGUUCUUUUGAACAAUUUUCUCAGCUGUAUUUGAAGAAACAAGAGAAUAUAGAUAAACACCAUCAAUGGCCAAAUCAAGCAAGCAUCUUUCUACCAAUUAGAUCAUUACUUUAAUAUGUAUGGCAAUUGGGCCAGAUGAUCUUUCUGGGUAAAAAUAUAAAAACAUCCCGUAGUUCACAAAACUAUUAUUUUAGGCCUGGAGCCGUGGAACACUGCAUCGAGUAGACAUUUUGCGCCUGAUCUCUUUUAUGUUAUAUUGUGUAAGAGAUUUUAUUAGUCCAAAAGCUAUAAAGAAUAUCACAAUAAGGUCCCAUACUUAAGAGAAUUUCAAAAACCCAUGCUAGCAAGCAUUAGUUCAUUAAACCUUUCUCUUUUGUUUCCUGUUCAAGGGAUUUUAACCCAAAACAAAUGUAUUUCUUUGAAACUCAUCUGAAGCUCUAAUUUCCCAAUAGUUUCUUCUGCAUUUAUAUACUAUGUAGUGUUUA
Molecule: messenger RNA, 9357 nt
Organism: Tachyglossus aculeatus (Australian echidna)
Lineage: Eukaryota; Metazoa; Chordata; Mammalia; Monotremata; Tachyglossidae
Gene: KLF12
Product: Kruppel like factor 12
Exons: 7
Coding region: 172-1329 (385 amino acids)
Biological process (GO): regulation of transcription by RNA polymerase II
Molecular function (GO): DNA-binding transcription factor activity, RNA polymerase II-specific; RNA polymerase II cis-regulatory region sequence-specific DNA binding
Source: RefSeq, a predicted model, not a curated record